This is a messenger RNA of Prunus armeniaca (apricot), 408 nucleotides long. The record is from the annotation of a GenBank genome assembly. Lineage: Eukaryota; Viridiplantae; Streptophyta; Magnoliopsida; Rosales; Rosaceae.
AUGGAAUUGAAAUGGGUUGUGGACAUAUGGUGUAGAUUAUUCAAACACAGCGUAGAAGAGCUUGAUCUGAGAGGGGAGAGCUUUGUUGAUGCUGAAUGGAUUGCAUACAUAGGAGCCUUUUGUUACUUGCGAUCUCUAAAUCUUUCUGAUUGCCGUAGACUCACUACUUCUGCUCUUUGGCCUAUUGCAGGUAUUUCAAUUUUGAUAACAGUUGGCUAUAUUGAAGAGACGCAGAGGAAGAGGAAAGCUCCUGAGGAGGUGGGCAAUGGCGAAAAUGGUGUUGCUGGCUUGGGUGGAGGGUGGGAAGGAGCUGGGGUUUUGGGUUCAUGGGGCUUGGGGUGGAGGGUGGUUGUUGGAUGGGUUUGGGUGGAGAGUGGUUGUGGGAUGGGUUUAGGGGUUGGAGCUUGA